Messenger RNA from Effrenium voratum, 1638 nucleotides. Lineage: Eukaryota; Dinophyceae; Suessiales; Symbiodiniaceae. The record is from the annotation of a GenBank genome assembly.
GUUCCAGUUUAGCCACGGUUCCCUACGCGCCUGCGAUGGGUGAGGAUGGUGGGCUGCUGCUGGUGCGGCUGCCGGAUGCGGACACCAGCGGCCAGUGCCGCCUGUCCCCAUACGACCUCUCUUGCAAAGGGCGGUCCACGCCGAUGUUGUGGUUCUACGACACCGUGCUGGACGUGGAGAAGCUGACAGCGGCACUGGAGGCGGUACUAGCCAAGGGGUACGCAGUGCUCUGUGGGCGGUAUGCAGCUCCGGAGACGGAGGGAGGUACCCCGCUGGCCGUGGACCUCAACAACAAGGGCGUUGUGUUGUACUUGGGCACCGCUACCGUGGACACACCGCACCUCCCACCAUACACUGAGCAGCCACUGAGCUCCGCCAUCCAGACCCAGGGCUACAACACGUCCGCGCAGACGCAGUGGCUGCCCCCCAAGGAGCCGAUGGACCCGGACAAGGGCAACCCGGAGGCGCCCAUCCUCGCACUAAAGGUGACUACGAUCAGUGGCGCCUGCAGCGGCACAGCCAUUGGCAUGCUGGUGCAGCAUGGCGUGGUAGAUGCCGACUCGAUGAUAGUUUUCAUGAAGAACUGGGCGGAGUGUUACCGCGGGCAGGAGACUCUCUCUGUCCCGCCGUCUCACGACCGCAGGGUGGAGCAGUGGCAGCUCCAUGGCGCUGAGUGCCCGCCCAAGCCAGACGCAUUCCGCAUUCGGGCGGUGCCAGCGGGCGAAGCGCCGCUGCCUGAGUUCGUGCCGGUCAUGCCCAGGAUCAUGGGACCGCAGGUGUGCGUGCUCCCCAUAGACAAGACCACGCUGUCAACAUGGAAGAAUGAGGCACAAAGAGCGACCGGCACGGAAGACUUCCUGUUCUCGCAGGAUGAUGUGCUGACCGCGCGGGUGUGGCGAGCACUGGCAAGGACGCGGUGUGAGCAGCUGGAGAUCUCGUGUGAUUCCGACGAAGUCACCACGUGCUCGCGCGCCUCCAACUUCAGGCAGCGCUGCUCGCCGGCCCUGGAUGAAGGGUACUGUGCGAACGGGGUGUGCCAGGUAUGGACGCAGAUGUCGGUCAAGGAGCUGCUUCGGGAAGAUGAGAGCAUGGUGGCGGCCGUGGCAAAGACGCUCCGCACGGAUUUGUCGGCGCACACAUCCGAGGUGGUGAAGCAAAGAGCACAGUGGCUGAGCUGGCAGCAGCGCCAAGGAUGCCGCACGAUCCAGAUGUUCGACGCAAAUGCUUUGACAUUCAUCCUGAGCAGUUGGAUGUUCGACUGGGAAGGUGCGGACUUCAACGCCAGGCCUGUGGGCUACGACCACGCGGCGCACACUCCCAUCGUGGCCGUGUUUGUGCCGCGGAAGGGCGUGGGCGAAGGCAAGCUUUCCGGAGGCGUCAACGUGUAUACAUGUGGAACCGAGGCUGCCGUGAAGAGGUUCUCCGAGCUGCUACUCUCCAAAUAGAUUAGAAGCAAAUCCACGUCAGGGGUUGGGCUUCAUAAUGUUCAAAAGUGGCCUGUGCCGCGUUGGUUUCCUCCUGGCGGGCUGGGUCAGAAUCGAUUCGAUGGCAUCAACUCCACCUCCUGUGGAAGACCCAAAAAGCAAAUGUAGUGAGAGUGGGAGGGUCGUGUUGAGCGCUCGCAGCAUGGAGCACUGC